AUGAAGCACUCUAGGAGUGUGGCGGUAUUCUUGGUGCUGCUUGCCGUUGGCACCCAGGCGUCCAACCCGCUGUUUGAUGCCUUUGGCAUCGGCAAGGCCGUGGGCGACAAGCUCGGUGGCAACGUGACCCACCAGGCCAACCAGGCCCUCAACCAGGCCGUCACUGGCGUCGUGCAUAAGGUCAAUGACACCGUGGCCCCCAUCAAGGCCAAGGUGGAGUCGGUCUACAAGACAGUCAACGACACCCUCGCGCCCGUGCAGGAGCACAUUGAGAAGAAUGUGCUCGGCCCCGUGCGCGGCGUCGUCAAGUCUGUUGCUGAUGGCGUCCAGGCUAAGGUCGACCAGGCUACCAAGCUGCUGCCCGUCGGCCACGUGGACACUUGGAAGGCCGCUGUCGUCCUGGCCUGGCUCAAGGAGUCUGGCCUCUACGACAAGCUCAACGCUUCCUUCCCCGCCGACGGCUUCAAGAUCCCCGACAUCCCCGCCGAGAUCCAGAAGGCGCAGCUGCAGAAGCUGGCGCUGCUCGCCCAGCUGAACAGCACCCUGUCCAGCGCCCAGCAGCUGAAGAACGAGCUGCUGCUGUCGCUGCUCAAGGAGAGCAAGGCGCUCGACCUGCUGGAGAAGGUGCAGAACAAGACCGGCCUGCCCGUCCUGUCGCUGCUGCCCGCGUCUGGCCCCGGCGCCGGCCUGCCGCCGCUGCCAUCGCUGCCGUCGAUCCCCACCCCCAAGCUGCCAGAGGUGCCGUCGAUCGCCGACAUCAAGGCCCUCCUGCCCAACGUCAGCGCGGACGACCUCUUCAAGGCGCUGCCCUUCGACAAGCUCUCCAACCUGACCGGCAAGGCCACCCUCGGCAACGACUCGCUGGCGGCGCUGGCCAAGAAGCUCGGCUUCAGCGGCGUCUCCACCCCCGCCGGCCUCGCCGACCUCAAGUCGUGCAUCGCCCUUUCGCUGCUGAAGGACCUGCCCCACGCCGACAUCAAGUUCGCGCUGCUCGGCAACGCGACCAAGGCGCUGCAGUCCGCGUUCGACGCGGCGCACGCCGCGGUGGUGCAGCAGGUCGAGGCCAAGCUCAAGCAGGCGAAUGACGCGUUCAAUGGCCUGCUCAAGCACUUCUCGGCGCUCAAGGCCGACCCCGUGAAGGCCGUCUCCAGCGAGAUCGCCCAGGCGACCAAGCAGGCGCAGGACGCUCUCGAUGCCAAGGUCAAGCUUGCCUCCGACGCCCUCGACGCCGCCAACAAGCAGGCGCAGCAGCUGGCGUCCGCCAAGGCCGCAUUCAUCGCCGACCCCAAGGCCGCGGUGCAGGGCGCAGUGGGCAACCUGACCAAUCAGCUGGAGUCUGGCGUGAAGGCCGCGACGGACGCGAUCAACGCCGCCCAGAAGCAGGCCGCGUCGGUCAUCGACUCGAAGCUUGCCGCUAUCGGCCUGGGCGGCUACGCCACCAACGCCAGCCAGCUCCUGGAGUCCAAGCUUAAGCAGGCCAACGACGCGGUCAGCAACAUCACCGCCGUCGCGCAGGAUCUCAAGGCCAACCCAACCAAAGCCGUCUCCGACGCCCUGGCCAGGGCGCUCAUGGAGGCGCAGUCCCUGCUGGACUCCAAGGUCAAGCAGGCCAACGACGCCAUCUCCGCGGCCAACAAGACGGCCGACGCGCUGCUCGGCGCGAAGCUGGCCGCCGCCAACGACGUCAAGGCGCAGGCCGAGGGCGCCAUCGGCAACCUGACCAAGCAGGUCGAGGCCAAGGUCAAGCAGGCCAAUGACGCGAUCUUUGCCGCCCAGAAGCAGGCCGCGUCGGUCAUCGACUCGAAGCUUGCCGCUAUCGGCCUGCCCGGCGUGGCCGUGAACGCCACCCAGAAGCUGCAGGCGCAGGUCCUGGCCAUCGGCGCCGCCUACCAGAACCUGACCAAGCUGGCGUCCGACAUCAAGGCCGACCCCCACAAGGCCGCCAGCCAGGCGCUGGCCGCCGCCAGCAAGCAGGCCAAUGACCUGCUGGACGCCAAGGUGGCUGCCCUGGCGGAGGCCUACCAGGCGGCGCUCAAGAACGCGCAGGCCGUCGUCGCCUUCAAGCUGCAGAUCGUCGGCGGCGCGCAGACCAACGCCGCCACCCUCCUGGCGUCCGUCACCCAGCAGUACGAGGCCAAGGUCAAGGAGGCCCACGCCGCCCUGGCCGCCGCCCGCAAGCAGCUAAACGCCAUCCUCGACGCCAAGCUUGCCCACAUCGGCCUGGGCGGCCUCGCGGCCAACACCUCGUCGCUGAUCGACUCGAAGCUGAAGCAGGCGACCGACGCGCUCGGCGCGCUGGCGCAGCAGGCGCAGGCCGUCAAGUCAAACCCGGUCAAGGCCGCCAACGACGCGAUCGCCAACGCGACGGCCAAGGCGCAGUCGAUCCUCGACCUGAAGAUCAAGCAGGCCAACGACGCGAUCGACCAGGCGAACAAGCUCGUGAACCAGCUGCUGUCAGCCAAGGCUAAGGCCGCAACCGACGCAACCAGCCAGGCCAAGUCGCUGCUCGCGCCGCUGAGCAAGCAGCUGGACAGCAAGAUUAAGCAGGCGAACGACGCCAUCGCGUCGGCGCACAAGACACUGUCGAGCCUGAAGGCGAGCCUGCUGGUCGCGCCCAGCCUGCCGUCAUUCAACCACACGCUGCUGCGGAAGCCUUGA
Molecule: messenger RNA, 2658 nt
Organism: Monoraphidium neglectum
Lineage: Eukaryota; Viridiplantae; Chlorophyta; Chlorophyceae; Sphaeropleales; Selenastraceae
Exons: 8
Coding region: 1-2658 (885 amino acids)
Source: RefSeq, a predicted model, not a curated record